AUGAAGGGCACCGAUGCCACCAAUCCCCUUUCAUCUUGGGGGCGACUCUAUGCCUUCCUGACUUGCUUUCUUGGCCCGGACAAUUUAUCUUUACUUGGCUCAGUCUCUUCGAACCUCUACCUAGAGCAUCUUCGAAUCUUGUUGAAUUGGUCUACCCCAUUACCUUAUUGUUUAGUUAGAACCGGAAUCCCUAUACCUAAAGCUACUGAUUCAGAUUCUGUUAUUAAACCUGAGCCUUCUGAAGAGUCCAUGUCCCUUUCGCCGGUGGAGCUGGUUCUAACCUCUUCUUUCGCUUACUGCUUUAGGAAUAUCAAGAUUAGUCCACUACUAGAGAAAGAGCCCUUGUCUUUGGCGCCUAGUCUUCAAAUAACCGGAAUGAUUGGCCUUCAUGCUUAUCCCCAUCGAUCAGAACUGGCAACAGAUCUUUCAGCGGAUGUAGCAGCGGAUAUUGAUCCGCUGUGUUCAACUCCUGCUACUGGGUCAACUCCAAACCAACAUUCGGGAAGGGAAGCCAAACUACUUCUUGAACUAAACAACUUCUUCCUUUUCAUUGAUUGA
Vicia faba (fava bean) is the source of this 558-nucleotide messenger RNA. The record is from the annotation of a GenBank genome assembly. NCBI's taxonomy places the organism in Eukaryota, Viridiplantae, Streptophyta, Magnoliopsida, Fabales, Fabaceae.